Messenger RNA from Toxorhynchites rutilus septentrionalis, 6216 nucleotides. RefSeq names its product mucin-2. NCBI's taxonomy places the organism in Eukaryota, Metazoa, Arthropoda, Insecta, Diptera, Culicidae. Bases 754 to 6099 code for a protein of 1781 amino acids. The transcript is spliced from 5 exons. The record is from RefSeq and is a predicted model, not a curated record.
GCAGUCGGGGCGCGCGCGCAUACACAACUCGACAUACUCAGCGCAAUUUAUUACCUCGGUAAGCCCGCCGUGUUUCAAAGAGUUAAAAGUUGGCAAGUAGUUGAGCGGACCGCGCGCUCACGCCUCGUUGAAGCCUUUCUUCCGAGCCGCCACACAUCCUAUUCAGUCUCGGUUCAGACGCGCUACGAGACACAUCCAUCUUUCUGGCUUCGGUCCACUCCUCCGAAAUAAACGGGAUACUGGUGUGUGAUUUGUGAAUUGUCGGAGGAUAUUGAUUAACCUCUGGUCGUCUAGUGAUCCGGACAACGGGUUUGAAGAAGUGUCGAUAUUUCACAAAAAAAUUGUUAGAAUGUGAUAUUGUGCUGUUCCAAGGUCGGAACCAUAGAUUGAACGUGUAAGAUAAAAGCCGGAACGAAGUUGCAGCGAAACGGUUUGCUUCGAACGAAAGGAAACGUUGGAAAGAAGUUUAAACAUGUCUGACAGUAGUGAUAGUGAUUAGUGAAGAAAUGUGAGAGCGCGAAAUAUAUCCAAAGAAAGUGUUGUACUAUAUAAAACAAGAGAAAACCAUCAAAGAAAAAAAAACUCCUCACGCCAACAAAUAAGCUCCCUUUGUUAUUACCUGUCAGCGGCAUCGUCUAAAGUGCAUUGGCCUCCUCCUUUAGGCCCCGAGAUCGGCAACCAAGAGCCCUUGCCAGGCAAGAAUUUGGAUUUUCUUCAUUUGCGCCUUAAAUCGGGGAACAAUCGCGGAAGAGAAUGGCGAUAGAUGUCGCCAAAAGAUACUGGUAUCCAGUGUUCGCCUUGGUGCUUAAUUUAUCCUUCCUUCAGGCUGGCGAACGAUGGUCUCGUCAGUUGACCGAGUAUGCGAAUGUUCCGGGCAACGAUUGGGUUCCUCUGGGCCAAGCUUGCCCAACCUGUCGACAUGGAGAUCGACAAGCCGGUGCAAAGGUUCUGAAUUACUUCAACAAUGGACCGUCCUACCUGGAUGGUGCCGAUAGCAAUGCCCAACCUCAGCACCACCAAUUUAGCUUUGUGAACCAACAGUUUCCACCACAGUCCAGUCGAUUGGUGUUCUCGCCACAACCAGCGGCUCAACCUCUCCAGCAGGAUUUCGAUCCGGGCUUCAAUCAGCCCUUCGGAAACCAUCAGUCAUUCCUGCAGUCGCCCUUUGGAGCCGUACAAUCCAUCCAGAGACACCCGGUUCCACAGUUCAAUUCUCCCCUUACGAAAGAUGAGCUCAUCCAGGAGAAGCCACAGUCGGUCUUAGAGCCACAACAACCACAGCAACAGUCCUUCUCUUUCCCACCUCUGUCACAACAUCAGGCCGAUAAAUUCCCUCAAUCUGCGGUGCCUUCGAGUCAGAGUCAAUUGCCAUUGCAAGCACAACCCAAUGCUGGGGUCUCUCAGGAAGAAGUGCAGCUACUGUACGUCCCCGUGGAAACUCUAUACAACCAGAAAUCUACCCAGACCAGCAAUCGUUUCAAUGCUCUGCCUCAACCCGUCAGUGCGUCGCUCAUCAAUGACUUCUACACCGCGGCGACCACUACGCAAAAACCAAAAACGACCAGCACCCCAUAUACUACCAGAGCUACCACGAAAGCGUCCAUAUCUGCAAAGCUCAAACCCAACCAACCCCCGCUGGCCAUGUUCAUGUACCAGGACGAUAGACAGUCCAAGCUCACCACCAACGACGCUCUGAUUAAUCUGAAAAAUCUCAACCAAAUCAGUGUGUUGGAUAGUCUCAGCAAGAAUCUACCCAAAAUAUUCAUCGGCCCUUCGGGUCUGGCACCACCCAAAGGCUACUCCAAAUUCGACUUGCCAUACCUUUCCAACGUUGAACACAAGGGAGCCGAUGGAAAGUCUGAUGAUCUGCCAUUCUUCGUAGCCCCACUGAGCUACAAAACUCCAAAUGGAUUCAACAAAAUCCCUCUGCCGUCUCCCCACGUUGGCUCCGUGAUAGUGCAGCAAGCGACAGCACCUAGUCACUCGACCAAUUAUUACCGCCAACCGGAGAACAUCGAAUACUACCAACCAGCUACUUUGAAAUUCACCGAAGGUACCACAAAGGCACCGGUCACUCUUCCUGCCAGUAAGCCUCAAUACGAAACGGACCACUACUCAUCGCCAACGUUCAAAACUACCACCGAACGAAUCAACUACAGCCGGGGAAGUACACAGCCUCCCCAGGAGAGCUACCGUCAGCCGCAAACUGAGCGCGCGCUCUUCAGCCAAGCCGCGUUCAACAGCAUCAAUAACCUACCCAGUCGUCACAUAGUGAAUGAAGAGUACUUCAAUGUUGCGAAAACUAGAAAACCGACAACCCCAAGUCCGACACCGAACUACAGCCUCAAAACGUACAAACCGUUUGAGUUCAAGCCAAUCCCGGAGCAGAAGAUCCCUGUGUUCUCCGAAGAGACAGACCAAACGGCCGUCUACACUACCCCAAGGUCUACCACAACAACAACCGAGAAGACACAUAGCUCUCGUCUGGAAGAUACCCGCAUAAAGUCAUACUACAAGGAGGAAAACUUCCGCAGCCGCCGCCCGUACACUCCAUCCACAGUCAUACCACAGUAUGCUGAAGAAGAGGAAGACGAUCCCACUGAAAUAGCCACCCCUGUUCGGCAGAGCCCCGACGAGGACCGCUUUGUUCACAACUUCAAAUUGGUGGACUCUGUCAGACCCCAAACCACACAACCUCCAAAAUCUGUGAUCGAAAAUGCUUUCCUGGACUUCUUCCAGCACGACAACCACGAACAAUCGCCAAAAACAACCGUUCUGACCAACAGUUCCCCUAGAGGACAACAGGUUUUCCGUAAUAAUUACUUCACCACCAACGAUGAACAGCCCAAGCAGAAAUAUGUAAGCACUUACUACGUUCCGACCGUCGACACAACGACGACUAGAACCACACCUCCAACGACGGUAACAACUACAACAACCACCACCACAACUGCUGCUCCUGAAACCACCGAGGAUCCAUUCUUCAGAUCUUUCGUGGAAAAAAGUAAAUUGUACGAAAAAGAUCCUCCAAGAUUUGUCCAUAACUCCCGCACGGCACAGCCAUCGUACAGUGUUGAUCUGCGCAACCAGGAACCAUUCCUCAACCAAUACACCGAGCCUUCCUACACCAACAAAUACAAGUACGAAACGAACACCGACGGGGAGACCCACUACCCGGUGGAGGUGGUGACAACACAAGAGCCAGCCCGUUACGAAACCACCAGCGAAGCGAAUCCCCCACCAUCCGACCAGUCCUACAGCAUCCCCUCGGAGUUACCACCGAUCAGCGCCAAUCUCCCCGGGCUGAUAAACUCCCUAAUGGAGGACGAAUGGCCCAACAAAAAGGACGAACAGAUAACUACCACAACAAAGAGCUACUUCAGAAAGCAAACGCUCCGAACAUCUUCUACCCAAGAAACACCCACAGCCGAAGCUGAACUGACGGAAACAACCACCAGACGCACCCGUGGUCGACGUCCAACGGGUACUACCUCGUCAUCGACCGAUUCAGCUACCCCAACCAGAGCUCCCACGAUCAAUCGAAACCGCUCACGAUACGUUCCCGCGAAUGACGAAAGAUCUACGAGCAGAGGAAGAACCAGAAGUCGGGUGCAGACAACCCCCCGGAACCCCAAGCAGGAAGAGAAUCUUGACUACCAGCGAGAUGUUCUCAAGCAAAACUAUCCGGCUGUUCGUCCAAUGCCAUUGACAACUACCAACCAACCGCCAACGACGAUCGUCUCCACAACCAUUGCUACCACAAUUCCGGUUACGUACCAGCAAAUUUACGAAGAACAGACCGAGCGUCUGUAUCCAUUCCUAUCGUCUGAAGCUGAUCCGCUUCCAGAAGAACCAAGAACUGAGGAGGUGCCAAUUCCCAAGAGAGAACCAGCGUUCAUUGAACACCAAGUCCAACAAGUCCAUCAAGUGUACCAACCGGCGGAGGUGACAAGUAUCGUCCCUCCCAGCACCCAUCAAGAGGAACAACAAUAUUUCCCGGCACAACAGGAAGAUGACUCCGUACGUGUUUUACCCGUGAGCCAUGCUGUUGAACCACAGCGAGAAGUAUCAUUCAUCAAACCUGUAGAAGUGCAGCGUGAACGUGAACAACCUGUCUAUGUUCAAAGACGCAGACCCAUAAAACAGGAGGAACCCCUCACAACUCCAGCGUACCGCCAGGAGGAGGAACAAGAACUCCGGAAGGUAGCAAUCACACCAAAACCGAGAAGACCACUAAACAGACAACCGGUAUACUCACCAAGAACAACAACCACAACCGAGCGAGUGGUGACUGAGCGCGUCACUGCAGAACCAACCAGAGGACCCCAGCGGCGGCCAGCGUUUGCGAGACGUCCUGCCCGACCUCUGUACACCACAACCCCACAACCCACGACGACUUACGCCAGCCGAGUUGCGAUGACCAGCGAUGACGAGCAGCCCACGCAAGGAACAUUUACCGUGCGUCCGAAAAAUCGCCAGGAUAUACUCCGUGGAAGAACCCGACGUCCGGUGACGACCACGACAUCCACAGCCCCGACCGAUGCCCCAGAGCCUACCGUUGCCAGAGGGAUCACUCGGAACAAGGAACUCCGAAGAGUGUCACCAACAUUCAGAUCUAGACAAGAACAACAGCAAACCCAACAGCAAGCGGUCGAGUCUACUCUGUCGCCAAGAUUCCGCAUUCGGGAACGAAGCCGUUUCAGUCUUCAGCCCCAGGAGACGCAAUGGUCCACGAAGCUGUCCCAAAACUCUUUUCAGCCUGUUGCCGAGUCGCGUAGCAGGAGUUUCGACGAGAAGCUAUCGUCAAUCGAACCGGAACCGGAGAUCGUUACAGCUAGUGCACUGGUCCAGCAAGAAGACGACGUGCAGUUGAUUAAGGUGUCCGCCAAUUUGGCGGGCUCUUCUGCCCCUGCUGGAGUUCUUACGAAGGAAGUAGCCUUGCGUCAGGAACCACCACAAGCGGACGAGAGCUCGGAGAAGGGUACUCCCACUUUCGCCGAGCUACUAAACGAUGUGGUGAAUGACUUCAUCGACGACAGCAUCCAGAAGAAUGAAACCGAGAGCAAAGAACCCGGAAAUAAUGAGUUACCUGCCGAGGAGAAACCCGUAACAGAGCCACAACGAACCUCAACGCCACAGUCCCUAAAAGGCACUAUCAACAGAAACAAUUUCCGCAAGCGUGGUCGAUCCCGGUAUGUUGUCGAUUCGUUGGAAACGGCUGAAUCACAACACAUCAAAACUCACUACUUCAACUCGGCUACCUUCGAACCCCUGAAAAGCAUCGACAAAAUUAGUGCACCGGGUAAGAACGUUGAUGACGUGCAGAAGGGAAGCAGUGUGAUUGAAGAAGAUCCUGCCCAGCACCUAGUGACAACAGCGAUUCCAACGCCAAGUGAGGAUGAAAAUGUAACAAUUCAGCCUGAGACAACAACGGCAGCGAUAGUGGAAACUACGCCAGUUCUCGAGACUACAUCGGUUCUGCCAACUGAACGAGAGAACACUACACCGCUUCCCACCUUAGAGGUUCAGCAAGACAGCGACGAACCGAUGUCAACAGAGCAGGUCUUCUACGACACUCCUGAUUACCCAGCCGCGGAUGCCUCGGAACUUGAUACCCGCCAUGGUAUCUUUGCUGACGUAAAGAAACAAAUAUCCGAUUUGUUUGCCAUGGCCGAUAACGAUCCCCAGACGGAAGAGAUCGAGGACGAAGAUCACUAUCGGCCGAUGAUGAUGGGUUAUCAUGCAUUCGAACGCACUAGCACCUUGGAACCGGAAGUUGAAGGAAGUGUCACUAGCACCACGACAGCCAGCACGACAACGGUACCCACGCCCACGACCACGACUGCUUUGGCACCGACCACUACAACUGCUGUUGUCACCACAACCACAGACGUCGCCAUCACGACCAUCAGCGGGCCUGCGGAAGAAACGCAACCAGAUCCGGUGGUGACGGUUGCGGCACCACAAGCCGUGGAUGCGAUGGCCAUUCCCACGUCUACCUCGAACGGAAUUAUGCACGAAACGGAGAUUUGCUACCGGGGGCGAUGCGUCAAGACGGACAAGAAAAAGCAGAAAAAGAACAGAUUUAAGCCGAAUUAGUGAUAGCUGCGUAGCCUUACUCCAUAGUACGUGGUGUUCUUUUUUGUAAAGAGAAACGCUGCGACUUAUUUAUUUGUAAUAUAUAAGGGUAGUAAUAAAGUAAAAGAAAUACUUUAA